AUGUAUCUCACCAUUAUCACACUCCUCUUCACUACCUUCUUCACCCCUCUGAUCCUUGCUCACGAUCCAGAUGAUUAUCGCUCCAUCUUCCUAUACUGGACGAAUUUCACCCAUGUCACUCCUCUUUCUAAAACGUUAGAAUGGACAGGAGGUUACGGAGAAAAUUACGCGAGUUUGUUUUUCCAAGAUAAUGGGUUUCAAGAGGAAACUUUUGAAAUGGUUAUGUGGGCUGGAGAAGGAAGAUGGGAUCCUCCUCUUAAUGCUGCUCCAACAGGGACGGUGACUUGUACGAUACAAGCAACCGCCAUACCACCUAAUCUUGAAGCUUACCAAGUAUCCAACACUCCUCCUUAUACGGAAAGCGUAUGGGAUACACCUAAUCCUGUAGCUAAGAUCAGUUGUGGAGCCCCUCAUUGA
Messenger RNA from Tremella mesenterica DSM 1558, 417 nucleotides. RefSeq lists its product as uncharacterized. The transcript is spliced from 2 exons. The record is from RefSeq and is a predicted model, not a curated record. The coding region runs from base 1 to 417 and encodes 138 amino acids. Lineage: Eukaryota; Fungi; Basidiomycota; Tremellomycetes; Tremellales; Tremellaceae.